Messenger RNA from Rotaria socialis, 1572 nucleotides. The record is from the annotation of a GenBank genome assembly. Lineage: Eukaryota; Metazoa; Rotifera; Eurotatoria; Philodinida; Philodinidae.
AUGUCAUCAUUUUUAACCAAUAAUGAUUAUUUAAUAAUUUCUCGUCUCCUAAAAUUUUUCUCGACAUCGUAUGGUGCAAAUGCUCGUUUGAAAUUAAUUCAAACACUUGACAAUUCCAUGAGUAUUUGCACAUCUAUAAGUAGUCGCAUUCAACAUCAAUUAAAGUGUCGACAUCUUAUAUCGCGUCUUCUAUCAGCUGCUAUACAAAAACAAACGUCGAUUUAUCACGAUGGUGGCCUUUACUUUAGUAUUAUAUUCUGCAGUUUUUUAAUCCAAUGUCGUGAGUUAUCAAUGAAUGCAGCUAAACAAAAUUUAUUCUUUCAAUGUUGCUUGAAUUUCAUCGAUGAAAUGAAUAUACCAAAAGAAACAAUAACAUUUAAUUCAAUUCAUCAAUUAGUAGCUAUUGUACGUGCUGUUAUAUGUAAAUCAUUGGCAUAUAAUAAUUCAGAUUUAUUACGUGAAAAAUUAUGUCUUCUAUCAGUAAAAUCAUUUCUUGAAAAUAUCACAAUGAUAAAUUCAUCGACACAACAACUUAUUUUAACCAUUCAAGGCUUAUCGAUUCAUGAAUCAACUUUAUUCAAUGGUUUACUAUAUCAAAUAUCGACAUCAAAAUCUUAUUUAUGUUCGAAAAAAAUUCGUUCUUGCCUUUAUUUUACUAUAUCUCUUGCUGGUGAUUAUAUCAUUGAAGAUUUAGAUCAUAUUGAAACCGAAACCCAAAUGUUUAAAUGGAUCCAAAAUACAGCUGAACGUAUAACAAAACAAAUUCUCGAAUAUACUUGUUUACAUAACGGUGGAUUAAUUCUUUGCCAAAAAGUUAUUCAUCCAUCUGUAAAAACGAACUUAAGGAAAUAUGGCAUUGAUACAAUUGAUCGACUCGGUCGACAAUAUACACCUUAUCUUUGUUAUUUAACUGAUUGCCAACCAAUUGAAACAUUAACAUUCAAUACAAUCGACAAACGAUAUUUUGGAACCGUAACUGAAAUAAAAGAAAUAAAAAUUGAGAAAAAAACUUUUCUUCAAUUUUUUAAUGAAAAUCGACCAUUUCAUACACUUUUACUUUGUGCAAAUACAGAACAAGCACUUUUAGAACUCAAAGAAUCGAUUACAGCAAGUCAUCAUACUCUUACAAAUAUUCUUCUCACUAAGCAGGGCUUGUACGGCGGUGGUUGUUCUGAAAGUAUACAAAUUCAUCUUCUCAAAAAUCAAAUGAAUCAGUUAUCGGCUCGUUAUUUAUCGAAAAUAUUUCAAAAUAUUAUUCGUGCUCAAUAUGAUCAUGAUUAUCUUGCUGAUCGAGUUCACGGUCAUCUUUGGUACCUAUUAGAAAAUGACCAAAUCAGUAAAACAUGUGCCUGUGAAUUAUAUUCAAUAUCAGAUCAAUGCGGGAUAGAAUGGAGAAAAUUAUUUUUUUAUCUCGAUGACGAACAACAAGAAGAUAAAAUGUCAGAUAAUGAUCAAAUUUUCAUUAGAAAUCUUUGCCCAAAAUAUUUAGAUAAUUUUCACAUGAGGACAAGUGCUUUGAGAACAGCUAUUGAAACAGCGAUUAAUUUACAUUUAACUAGUAUUUGUUUAUAA